UAUAAGGACUGAUAAUCAUCAUAACUAUUACCUGUCCUUAGCUUUCUUCUGUACGUAGAAUUAAACAUAAAAAAGGAAGUAUCUAUUUGCUUGGAGUAAAAAGCAUUACACACGGGUUGUAACGUGAAUGAAACGACUGCACUCGGUGUUUAUCGAUCAUCGACUACUAAAAAACUUUGGUCACCAUAUCUACGGCCGGUGGCGUACGAUAGACCAUGCCCCAAUGGGCUCCUGGCCGAUAGCGUACAGUAUGGAUCACUCGUCUCGGUCGGCUCCUCAAAACAAUCAGUUCACGCAUUGCCUUAGUCAGAACGUCAAUUACGAUACGUAUCGUCGCUGGGAAACGGUCCCAGAGCAUGGAAGUAAAGGAUCAAAAUAUUCAAAAUCAAAAUCCACUGCGAAUCCAUGCGCCAGGGAUGGGUUCGAGUUUACACUGAUGAGCUACAACAUUUUGGCGCAGGAUUUGCUCGAUUCUCACGCGACAAUGUACAGUGAGCACGAUCCUCAGGCGCUUCCUUGGAACCAGCGCUGCAAAAGAUUGAUGGCAGAGAUUGACACCAUCAAGCCGGACAUAUUAUGCGUACAGGAACUGGAGGAGAACCGUGCCGAUUCGUUCUGUCGUGAGUUGAACCAGGAUUUCGGCAUGUUGUACAAAAAGCGAACGGGUUCGGACAAAACGGACGGCUGCGCGUUGUUCUAUCGGCGCGAUCUGUUCGAUCUUGUUACUCACCAUAAACUAGAAUUUUACCAACCCAAUGUUAGUAAAUUGAACCGAGAGAAUGUGGCUAUUAUAGCAAAGCUUUCGCUAAAAGCGAACCCACGAGCCAAGCUCGUCGUUUCUACGACGCAUCUGCUUUACAAUCCCAACCGGCAGGACGUUCGGUUGGCACAGGUACAGGUGCUGUUGGCCGAACUAGAUCGUCUAGCGUACAGUGGCACGAUGCGGAGCGGAGUACCCCGAUACGAUCCCGUCAUACUGUGCGGUGAUUUCAACCUGCAACCAUUCACAGCACCGUACGAGCUGUUGAGCAAAGGAUACUUGCGCUACGACCGACUGGAGUCACGUUCGCUCCAACCACCAUCCACUGAGUGGCACCGUUACGGUGCGAAGGUUGGUAAAUAUUUCCUUCCACCGGCACUUGGCAUUACCGACAAAUGUCAGCACAAUGCGCUACGGGACCGGGAGCAAGAUCACGGCGAUCAGAUUCCUUCUUCCGACAUGACAAAGCUUCAUCAUUCAAACCAUCGCAGUGAUAAAAGCGUAACGAAUGAUUCUGAAAAGAGCUUGCAAUCCCCUGAAAAGUCCGACCGUCAAAAUGAUUUCUCUUCCGGUUCACUUAGCCAUCGUUUCGUGUUUAACUCUGCCUACCGUCACCUUGGACCCGAUUCGGAAAAGCAACAAUAUGCAACCACGUUUCAAAGAGAAUGGGUAACGGUUGACUAUCUGUUCUACACACCGUACCGUUCGGUGGCGGAGUGUAAUCGUACACUGCCCAACUGGAAUUUAGAGUUGCUGAAGACGUACUCGUUACCAACCGUGCAGCAAUGCUGUUGGGAGAUUGGCUACAUACCGAACAAGUUGUUCGGUUCGGAUCAUUUUUCGUUGGCCGGUCGCUUUUUGCUUACCAUCCCCAAAGAGGACCAGUGAGGAAGCAAAAGGAUGCAAAUGUAAUAGGCUUGAACUGACUAAAUUUACGACU
Messenger RNA from Anopheles funestus (African malaria mosquito), 1700 nucleotides. It is a transcript of the gene angel, whose product is annotated as protein angel homolog 2. Lineage: Eukaryota; Metazoa; Arthropoda; Insecta; Diptera; Culicidae. The record is from RefSeq and is a predicted model, not a curated record. The transcript has 3 exons. The coding region runs from base 128 to 1648 and encodes 506 amino acids. Gene Ontology annotation, molecular function: 3'-5'-RNA exonuclease activity.